Molecule: messenger RNA, 1641 nt
Organism: Linnemannia hyalina
Lineage: Eukaryota; Fungi; Mortierellomycota; Mortierellomycetes; Mortierellales; Mortierellaceae
Source: the annotation of a GenBank genome assembly
AUGACCGUCCUUGCCAAGUCAUCCACCGAACUGCGCUCCGAGUCUGUUCGUUCCCUCUACGACCAGCUCACCGCUCGUCUCAAGGACCUCAACCACCUCAACGGUAUCUCUGGUCUCCUCCAGUGGGACCAGGAGGUCAUGAUGCCUUCCAAGGCUGCCGCCUCCCGUGCUGACCAGUUGAGCACUUUGGCUGGUGUCUCCCACGAGAUGCAGACCUCGUCAGUCCUCGGAUCCCUCCUCGAGGAGCUCGAACAGCGCCAGGACUUGUCCGCCGAGCUCAACCCCUACGAGCUCGCCAAUAUCCGCCUCUCUCGCAAGACCUACAAGGAAGAGACCCUCUUGCCCGUCGAGCUCGUCAAGGCCAAUGCCGCGUUGAACUCAAAGUCGGUCGGUGCCUGGGUCGAGGCCCGAAAGGAGUCGGACUUUUCCAAAUUUGCCCCUUUCCUCCAGGACCAGGUCAACAUUCUCCGCCAGAAGGUCGCCUACAAGAUGAAGGGCGGCGUCUGCGAGGAGGCCCGCAAGAUCAACGAGAAGGCCCGCGCCAGCUUGGGUCUCACCGAGACCGAUGAGUGCUACAAGGGAUACUACCAGGCCCUCUUGAACGACUACGAGCCUGGUUUCAAGGAUGACCGUCUCCAGGUCCUCUUCUCGGACUUGAAGCAGAACUUGGUCCCCCUCAUUGCCAAGAUCAAGGCCAAGAACUUCCAGCACGACAACAGCUACAUCGAGGGCGACUUUGAUGUCAAGAAGCAGACUGAGUUCUCCCACCGCAUCUCCAAGCAGAUCGGUUUCGAUACCGAUGCCGGUCGUCUUGAUGUUUCGACCCACCCCUUCACCGGAGGUGCUCACCCCACCGAUGUCCGUAUGACUACUCGUUACACCAUCAACAACUUCCAGGAGGGUAUCACCGGUACCAUCCACGAGACUGGCCACUCUCUCUACGAGCAGGGCCGUAACAAGGAGUUUGUCGACACCCCUGUCUCCCAAGCCCUCUCCCUCGGUGUCCACGAGUCGCAGUCCCUCCUCUGGGAGCGCAUGGUUGCCCUGAGCAAGCCCUUCUGGACAUACACUCUCCCCCUCCUCAAGGAGCAGUUCCCCGACCGCGAGGACCUCCAGGCCGUCACCCCCGAGCAGUACUACAACGCCUUCAACCGCGUCGAGCCCGGCUUCAUCCGCAUCGAGGCCGACGAAGUCACCUACCCCAUGCACGUCAUCCUCCGUUACGAGAUCGAGAAGGCCCUUGUCGAGGGCGACAUCCAGGUCGCCGAUGUCCCUGCCCUUUGGAACGCCAAGAUGAAGGAGUACUUGGGUCUUGAGGUCACCGAGGACCGUAUCGGAUGCUUGCAGGAUACCCACUGGGCUGUAGGCUUGAUCGGUUACUUCCCUACCUACACUCUUGGAUCCAUCUACGCCGUCCAGAUCUUUGCCACUGCCAAGGCGGCUAUUCCCAACUUGGAUGAGAACUUGGCCAAGGGCGAGUUCCCUGUGUUGAAGGAGUGGUUGAACAAGAAUGUUCACGAGCAGGGUUCGUUGAGGGAAUCUGGUGAUGAUUUAAUCUUUGAUUUGACUGGCAAGCACCUUGACAGCUCGUUGUAUGUCAAGUACUUGACUGACAAGUAUACCGCCAUUUACGAUCUUUAA